Messenger RNA from Arctia plantaginis, 1017 nucleotides. NCBI's taxonomy places the organism in Eukaryota, Metazoa, Arthropoda, Insecta, Lepidoptera, Erebidae. The record is from the annotation of a GenBank genome assembly.
AUGUCCAGUGAUGAGGAAGAAUGCUCUGUGGAGGAAACCUCUCAGGAACCAGAAGAAGUAGUUACUGAAGAAGUUAAAGAAGAACCAGAACCGACUGAGCCUCCAAAACUUGAAGUCCCAUCAGACAUAUCCCAAUUAGAAGCGCCAGUUUUUACUACGCUAACCCGUGGCCCACCAGAGCCAAUGCUAAGACUAGACUGGAGCCACCGAGCCACAUUGAUCGGAGAGAAAGUUUUGAAUCCUAUGAUCUACUGUUGUGACAUAUGUUCUAAACCAAUAUUAAUUUAUGGACGAAUGAUUCCAUGUAAACAUGUAUUUUGUUUGUCAUGCGCUAGAUCUGAUCAUACACACUGCCCCCGAUGUCGAGAAAAGGUUUUAAGAGUUGAACAGACAGGACUAGGCACAGUUUUUAUGUGUACUCAUUCGGGCACUCGAUAUGGCAACACUGGGUGUAGAAGAACCUACCUUUCACAGAGAGAUCUGCAAGCUCACAUCAAUCACAGGCAUGUUUCUUCAGGUACGGUAGAGAAUAAACCGGAGCCUGAAGCGCCGUCCAAUACUGUUGCUAUUGUCAAGCCUUUAACGCAAAUCCCUCCGUCUGCGGGCGACCCGCGCGCGCACACGCACGCGCACGGCGCGGGCGGCGGCGAGCGGCGCCCGGCGCGCACCAACCUCAUCACCGUGCCCAUACAGGACCAGACUGAAUCGCACAACUACUAUAACUAUUAUCCCCCCCCGCAGCCGGUCCCCCCGCCGUCGCUGCCGCCGGUGUCGUCGGUGCAGGUGAUGCACACGAUGAGCGUGCCGCCGCCCACGUACUACGCUACCGCGCCGCCUUACUCUGCGCCACCCUCCUACGUCACGCAGCCAGGCGGCAGCAUGACGACGAACGUGGGCGGCGUGAACCCGAUGGCGUCGAGCGUCCCGAUGGGCGAGAGCUCGCGCUGGGCGGAGGGCUACCCGGGCGGCUCCGUGGCGGUGCCGGGCUGGGCGCCGCCGCACCACUACUACCGGUAG